This is a messenger RNA of Pocillopora verrucosa, 4276 nucleotides long. Its product is annotated as cilia- and flagella-associated protein 337. Lineage: Eukaryota; Metazoa; Cnidaria; Anthozoa; Scleractinia; Pocilloporidae. Gene Ontology annotation, molecular function: protein binding; calcium ion binding. The record is from RefSeq and is a predicted model, not a curated record.
UCGAACGGUGGAAGGUUUCAAAAUGCCGCCUGGAAAAUCGCAAAAGAAAGUUCGCCCUUCCACGGCUUCGGGGGCACUGGAAUCUCAUGAAUUUGUUGAUUUACUGGACGAGCUAAGACCUUCUACUGCUCCGGGAAAAAACUUACUAGGUCUCGAUCCUACAUAUGUUACAUCGAGACAUCAUGUUCCUGGUGUUCCAAUUACUUCGAAGUUCAAAGGAAGGCAAGUUUUUGGUGGUAUUCCCGAGAAUGAUUUCAAAGGAUUGCAAGGGAGAAGGGCUACUUUGGGUGGCUUAGAGGAUGUGGAAGAGCACGAAAAACCCAAGAGACCGACUACUGCCAUCGGAGUUUCUAAACAGAUUAAGCUUGAGGACCGAAUUACUUUGGACCAUUUGAAUAAGAUGAGACAAGCUUUUGAGGAAGCUGACUCUGAUGGUAAUGGAACAUUGGAUUUAGAGGAGUUCAAAGAUGUCAUCACAAACUUGUUUCAUUUUCAAUUCAAGAAUGAAGACCAGGUUACAGCUCUGUUCAUGAAAAUAGAUUCUUCAUCUGAUGGUGAAAUAAAUUGGGAUGAAUUUUGCACUUUCAUGCAACUUGAAUAUGCUGAAAAAGAGGAUUCAUACUUGCGAUCUAAAGAGACUGCUUUUACUCUCCCUGCAAUUAUUGCUAUGAGUGAAAACUCCAAUUCCUCUCAGAGAGAACAUGUGAUAAGACUGUGCCAUACAGCAGACAACAACUUCCUUGUUGUUAGCAAGGAUGGCCUUGUUUCAUUUUGGUCUCAAAAUUUGGAAUUUAAAAGAAUGAAACAUGCAGUUCAUUUUGAAAGCUCAACAAAGAAGACAAAGUGGAUUACAGAUUUUGUUCUUAUGCCUCAAUUUAACAAAUUUAUUAUUUCAACAGGGGAUAGGGAAAUUCAAUUUUUUGAAUUAUCAACAUUUGAGCCUUAUUGUCAAAUUACUGGUCUGGAGACUACUCCUCUUAGACUUGAUUAUUGUUCAACAGGACAAGAUGAAUGUAUUAUUCUUUAUGGAGACAGCCAGGGAUGUGUAAAUAUCUUCAUCAUGACCUCUGUAGGGGAAACAUUAAGAAAUUGGAAGAAAAUGCCAAAAGUUGAAGGGAUAGCUAGUGUAAAUAUAGAUAGUGUUGUGAAUUCGGAAAAUGCCAGGUUCACCUGUAUCAGGUGGAAAGUGCACGAAGACUGGGUUUCCCAGCUGAAGUAUUAUGACUCUUUGAGAGCCGUUAUAUCUUGUUCAAAUCACCCAGAAACAGCUUUGGUUAUUGGUCAAACAAUGGGGAGCACUCAUGUAGAAUCACAAUUAAAAGAUUCCACUGGUGCUUCAAAGAAAAUUCAAACUUUCACUUCCCGUGACAUGCAGCCAAGGAGACGGGCAGACAGUGACCAGACAGUGUUCAAAGUGUACAAAGGAGUCAAAACAUUUGACUUCUGCAAAGAGAAAAAUGUUAUUGUGACUGGAGGAAUGGACAGACUUGUGCGAAUGUGGAACCCUUACGUUCCAAGUAAACCGACGGGUCUUUUAAGGGGACAUACGGCGCCGAUUUUUCAUUUGUUUAUUUGCCCAGAAGAUGACAGAAUAUUCAGUAUAUCUACGGACAAAACUGUCAAGGUGUGGGAUCUUCAUGAUCACACUUGUCUGCUGACUGUACGACCCAAAGCACACAAGAUUAGAGGAGAUCUAGCGGCCAUUCAUUACAACUCCGCCAGUAGAGGUCUUGCUGUUGCCACAUCUGAGCAAAUAGCUCUUUUGCCUCUGAAGAACAGAAGUUCUUCAAAAGACAUGAUAACAACUCACAAGGAGCCAGUGAUGUGUCUGAAGUACAACAAAAGCUUUAAACAUGUCGUCACAGCCUCGGAAAAUUCCGUGGUUAAAGUUUGGGAUUUGGAGACGGGUCGGUCAGUGUUUGAGUUUUCACAAGCGCAUGGAGAUCAAGCUGUCACAUGCAUGAGCUUUGACUCUACAGAAAGAAGGUUAAUAACUGGCGGAAGGGACGGCCGGCUUAGAAUAUGGAACUACAACAAUGGCCACUGUCUAAGAACACUAGAAAAAGAGAGUGACGUGGACGAAGUGGCAGAUUUGACUUACUUAGUACUGAAUAAAAACAGAUAUAUCAUCUCUGUCGGCUGGGACAGAAGAAUAAAUCUUUUUUCCGAUGAUAAUGAAGAUUUUCAUCACGUGCAGCAUCCAUAUGCCUACUGGAAAGACGACCUCGUCAACGGCCACAAAGAAGAUAUACUGUCGAUAGCAGUUAGUCCACCAAACCUUCUGGCAACUUCUAGUUAUGACGGCGAGAUCAUCAUCUGGAAUCAGAUUUCGGGGCAUAUAUUUUGCCACAUAUUUUCACCCUUUGCGACCAAAGAGAACGGGGAGAAUUUGUCUUCUCAAGACUUGGAUGGAGGAAAUGCUGUUGGUAAGAUAAUAUUCUUGAAAGCUAGAGCAAUGAAGAAAGACGCUGCCACUCUGGUGGCCAGUGGACCACAAGGGCUGAUUCACUUUUGGAAUAUUUACACUGGUGGCACUCUUUAUGCUACGUUUUCUCCGUCCAAGUAUGGUGUCACCACCUUGACGUCGGUUUCAAACGAUACCAAACUCAUUACCGCUGAUUCAGCAGGUUUCAUCUCGGUCUGGGAUGUCGAGGAUUACGGUAUGAGAGGAAAAACCACUAAACCCCCGGAACGUCUAUUCUUUUGGCGUGCACAUGUGCAGAGCAUCACCAGCCUUGAACCGCUGGAAAUAUGGAAUAUUGACGUGUUGAUGACUGCGUCUUUGGACUGUACAGUCAGACUGUGGACCAUGGACGGACAUUUCAUUGGUACUCUUGGUCAGCCUAAAAUAUGGGACAUAACAAACCCUGUGUCUUACCAACAUCCAAUGGCGCCCUAUGAUGUACUGGUGGAUCCUCAGACUGUGCCUCACAUCCCUAAAGCAAAUGAUCCUGACGAAAUUACGUCACAAAAUGACACCAAAGAAUCCGACAAAGCAAACGAGUUGGAUUCUCAACCUAUCCCGUAUUUCUCCAGUUCUCAUGGAAAAGAUCCGCUUGUAAUCGACGAACAUGCUAUCGCUGAAGAGUUAAAGAAAUCACCUUGGAGGGAAGGAUGCGGAAAGAGAUUGCGUCAUGAAAGGUUAAAGAAAGUUCCUAGAGAUGUUGGCGGACCAAAUGCUUAUCAAACUCUGACGUGCUUUGAACUAGAAGACACGCCUGCUCUCCCUAACCCCCCCUCGUCUUCAUCCAUCGAUGAUCCUUUUGAUAUCACAAUAUAAACAGUUCUUUAAAAGCGCGAAGUGACCGGCUAGUAUCUAAAUGUAAUGAAGGGAAUUAACACGAUUGGAUGUUUUUUUAAAUAAAAAAGGAGAGGGUUGGUCUUUUUAUUGUAAUGAAAAUAUUGUAAAUAACCUUCAAGUUCACUUAAAUAUCUUCUGUUUCGUCAUUUAUAGUUUUGCGUUCCAAAUACGGUCUAAAUCUUUUUACAUGCAGAAAUUGAUUUUAUUUUGACAAGUGGAACGCAACUCCGCCUAACUACGUGUACAUUUGAAUAUCACAGUUAACGGUAGCUUUCGUUUUCAGACACUCUCGCAUAACUUGAAACUUUGUUAACACUAGUAGUUUCAGUCAACUAAACUCUGAGGUUAAAGUCAAGUUUCUCAACUCACAUCAACUUUUUUAUUGUGCCGUUAUACGUAUAUCAGUGGUCAAAAGACUUCUUCGUUCAUUUUGUGGUACAUGGCUAUUUUCAAAUAAUUUUACCUUAAAACUCUCCACAAAUGAAUGUAAGGCAACGCUUGUACAAGACAACUACGAAAAUACAUGAAGAUUCGUAGUCCACAGAAGCAGUAUGAAGUGCAUUUUGCGAAUUUUUUUAAAUACACAAUACUGCCCAGAUGCUCAUAAUUCAUAGUUAAACAAUACUCGAGCGUGAAGUGUGAAGUUUGACGAAGUUUCACAGUGUUAAAUGGGAUAACGAUAUCGAUUUGAGUGUUUGAAAAUUGCCUGAGUAAGCUUAAUUUGUAAAUUUUCAAGCCAGCCAGCUCAGAAUCGACAGGAGUAUUUAUCUUUUCUUUUCAUGUGUAAUAUUUUCGUUUCUUUAUUUACGGGCAAAAUAGUAUUUAAAAAAAUUAAUUUUAAUAAGGAAAGAGUGUUCUGUAUCGCUGGAUGGGAAGCGUAUUGUAAAUAAAUGAAUCCGAAGAAUUAUUCCAAGCUGUGAAUCCGUCCAAAACUUGUAAAAUUUGAAAAAAAUUAAAUUUCUUUUUACAAUGUGA